Molecule: messenger RNA, 6110 nt
Organism: Siniperca chuatsi (mandarin fish)
Lineage: Eukaryota; Metazoa; Chordata; Actinopteri; Centrarchiformes; Sinipercidae
Gene: ikzf2
Product: IKAROS family zinc finger 2
Exons: 10
Coding region: 633-2123 (496 amino acids)
Biological process (GO): regulation of transcription by RNA polymerase II
Molecular function (GO): DNA-binding transcription factor activity; RNA polymerase II cis-regulatory region sequence-specific DNA binding
Source: RefSeq, a predicted model, not a curated record
UAAAACGCGCGAGGCUCUGCCGGUCCGACAUUGGAGUCACAUCUCCACAGUAGCUUUUGAACAUUGCCUACAUACGGAUUUCCAGUUCCUUGGUUGUUGAAAAUAGCUUGGCUGCUCCCUGCCGCUAUGGCUAAUUCCUUAGGAACCGGUGGAUCCAGUUUGAUCCAUCCCUCUCUUUCUUUCCUUCACCAACUUGUUGAGUCUUCCCCCUCAGUGUUCCUACCGUCAAAGUGCGCUGUGUGCGGCUCAGCUAAUAAUUGUGUGACUUGAAAUGUCGCAAGUUUGAAUCGAGUGAGUGUAGAGCUCGAUGGGACGGUGUCGGUGUCGACUUUAAAGUGGAAAACUCGACGGGACGCGCGCAGAAGAGGCUUUGACGCAGCACCAGUCACCUGGAGGUGGAGACAAUUUACCACCCCCUCUCUCCGUCUUAGACUGAAAUUACCAACUCAUUUUGCACAGGGGAGACGUUUGAAGCACUCCCUGCAGCACUUGAAAUGGAGACUCCCGAUGGCUACUCUGCUAGUUGAACUUCUUCAGCUGCCACAGAAAGUACCUCCUCAGCUGUGCCUUCUUGGUGAGGGAGCUGAUCUUCAGGUAACGGCCAGUGCUCUCCUGCUAAGGAGAACUCGAGAAUGUUGGUGGAUAUGACAACACCCAAUGGACAGACAGUUCCUCAGGGUCCUAAUUCCCCCAGUGAAGUGACAAUUAAGCAAGAGGAAGAAACAGCGGAGGAGGCUGACAACAGAAGCCCAGCACUUGAAGAAAUAAGCCAAACAGGGGAGGAAGGAGUAGCAUUGGAGGAAUCCAUGACUGGCAGCCCAAGCAAUGUACAGGAUGGAUUAUCUGGACCAAACGUGACAGCUGACGCAGAAAGUCGACAACCAAAUGGUGACAGGCCGUUCCAGUGCAACCAGUGUGGCGUCUCGUUCACCCAGAAGGGAAACCUGCUGCGACACAUCAAGCUGCACACAGGUGAAAAACCCUUCAAAUGCCCCUUCUGCAGCUACGCCUGCCGACGGCGCGAUGCCCUCUCCGGUCAUUUGCGCACUCAUGCUGUUGGCAAACCACACAAGUGUAACUACUGCGGGCGGAGCUACAAACAGCGCACUUCUCUGGAGGAACAUAAAGAGCGCUGCCAUAGUUACCUGCAGGGUAUCAGCUUGGAUCCGACUGUCAAUACUGGCCCUUACACAGGUGAGGUUCCUAAAGAGCCGAGGCCCAUUGCAGAGACCAACACCAUGGCCACCUUUGAUCGGCCUCCUGUUAUUGAAAGGCUGCAUAACAACGUGGGCAAGAGGAAGAGUACCACGCCUCAGAAAUUUGUGGGUGAAAAGAUGCUACGCUACAGCUACCCUGAAGUAGGUUAUGAGAUGGGCCUUAAGUAUGAGAAGCAGACUGAACUGAUGCCGGCCCACAUGAUGGACCAGGCCAUAAGCAAUGCCAUCACGUACCUGGGAUCCGACACCCUUCGGCCCAUGCUCCACCAUCCAGGUCCCCCUCUCUCUAUGGCUGAGGUGGCGCCCAUGGUCAACCCCCUCUUUCACCAUGUCCUGCCACUGAGCCAACGAACAGAGCGUCCAGGAAACUGUGACACGCUGCAACCUCAGCCCCAUGGCUUCCCCAGUCAUCCCACCACAAAUGGCCCCACUGCUUUAACCAGGCAGGGCAAGCCACCCCAGAAAGAGGAAUCUCCCAACAACAGUGGAGUUGACUCUGCUGACUCAUCUCGCAGCAGCCCUCAAGAGAGGCAGGGCUACCACGGGAGCAACCCCUAUCCCGGCUUCAGGUCUCGAGCCAGUCCAGCGGUGGUCUAUUCAGGUGAGCGGCUGGCAGAAGCUUCACCCAGAAGUGGGGCAGGAAUGGGGACUGGGAUAAUGCGAGUGAGCACAGAGAGGCCUAUGAGCCAGGAAGGGGUGCGGGUGUUUGGACGAGAGGGCCAGGAGUUGCGGGCCUUCCAGUGCGAGCACUGUCGGGUGCUCUUCCUGGACCAUGUCAUGUAUACCAUCCACAUGGGUUGCCAUGGAUACAGAGAUCCACUGGAGUGCAACAUCUGUGGUCACCGCAGCAAAGACCGCUAUGAGUUCUCUUCUCACAUAGUCCGUGGUGAACACACCUUCCAGUAAAAGGAUGGGCAGGAAUUAAGGGAAAGACUUAGAAGGGAAAGGAGCAAUAGCCUGAUAUCCGUCCUUAUCCCCAGAACUCUAAGACUGCACAGCUGAAUGGCACUGUAGACAAGUGUAGCACAAUCAUAGCAUAGACUUCUUUUAAGCUACUUAUUGUGAAUCUGAACAGCUGAACAAUUAUAUGAAGGUAUGGGCCAAAGACACAUUUUCUACAUAUUUAAUUAAGAUUAAUGUAGAGGAAGGAAGGUAAGUUUUUUUUUUUUUUCUCUCAAAAUGUUCAUGAACUGUAUAACAGAGCAGCUGUCAGACGACUUGGACUGGUUUUUCAUUUUAGUCUUAUUUGGAAAUGUCUCUUUUUGUGCUUGUCCCUUCAUCAUGCUUUUGUUACAGAAAAAAGUUUUUCACUUCUAAGAAGUAAUGAAUGCAUACAAAUAUUAGAACAUGUUUCUGCCUUGUGGGCUAAAUGCACUGGAUCAAAUUAAAACAAGUUUCAAUUCAACCAGAAAGAAUGCAUUGAUUAACACGGAUGACAGAGGUAAAUACUUCAGGUAGUCUCUAAUUAAUUUCUUCCUUUUUUUAUGACAUUGUCAUGGCCCAUAAUGCUAAUUGUUUUUCCAGUGAUCAAUGGUGUAAUACACAUAAUGGUAUGGUCAUCUAGUGCUGUGUGUUCUAGCUGCAAGCAACUUGGUGUCCAUUUGGACUUGAUUGCUAGUGGUGUGGUUGUCUCUGACUGUAUCUAUCUGCAGCUGUAGGAAUUUGAACAGCCGUGCCAUCAUCUUCAGUAUUUUGCAUAAUUUAAGUAAAUUAGCCAAUGAUAGUGGUGCUAGCUAGCUAACUAAGGUUAUAUUUCCAAUUACAAAUCAUGCGUGUUUUAGACUAUCAAUUGCUCAGUUUUUACUUACACCACCGACAUUUUUUCAACUAUCAGUGGCUAGUAAAGCACUAGCGUACCGCUACUAGACAAAAAAACGAACUCCAACUUCCUGUUGCUGGCUUGUUUAUUUUGUAAUUUUAAAACAGGUCCUGUUAAAAAAGAGGAAAACCAUUUUGAAAAAUAUAGCCAUUUGACAUUUGAUUAUUCUAAAACACUGAUCACUGAAAAUCACAAAUAUUUUGACAUUUGUAUUCACAAGAAGCAUUUCCAGUGCAAAGGUUCUUAGGUUAAUGAAUUUCAAGUUUUAAAUAUAAUGAAUUUGGAGUUCAUUAAUAAUAAAAUUAUAACAUAUACACUUUAAAUUCUCAUAUACAUUUGUAAAUAUUUUUAUUUCUAUCUCAUGAAUCUGCAUUUGUUACUUGUAUUGGGACUUAUGUAACUCCUACUCAACUAGUAAUCAGUCUCUAUUCAGUUUGCACUUACAAGGUAGAAGUAGUGAUCAUGAAUUAAAAUCACAAUGAAAGGACAAUAAGGAAGUACAUGAAGUCAGCCCUGUGACCUUACAAAGUUCAUGUUUUCUCAUCUUUUUCUUUUAUAAGGUGUCAAGCUAAUGCAUUCUUCACACAAAUAACUGGCCAUUUGUUUGUUUUCCUGGUGUCUCAUGUAGAAAAUUAUUAGAUCCUGGUGACUCAUGGGUUGUGUUGCUUGCAGUUUGAGCAUACGGUUAAAUUCCUGAACUUCGAGUAUCAUUGUUUGUUUGAAACUGGCAGACUCACACAUUGACACCAUAAAAUGGCAGAGAGUGGUAGAGUAACUCUUUUCAUUUUGAUACCAAAGGGAUAAUGGAGGUUAAAGGUACUACUAAAGCUAAGAGGGUUACUUUUCUCUGAUGUACCUCCCGUCAUGCUUUAGGCCUUUCUUUUUGAUCUAAUCCACUUUGUGAUUUAGGCUGGGUGGCUGUGUGUGUAUAUAGGAGUGGGUUUUUUUCGGUGCUUGAGGUAUGGGGAGUAGGGUCUGCAUUAUUGGUGCUGUUUUCUAGCACAGUAAAUACAUGCUUAAAUGUCUGGUUUCAAUGCCAUCUUUCAUCUUAUUUGUAAGUCAUGACAACUACAGGGAAACAUCACAGACUCUGCACAAAAAGCCCUUUUUGAGGUGCUUUGUCCUUGGCACCUUAAAUUUUUGCAUAGUGCAGCUUGACUUGUGACUGAACGCCUAAAAUUGUAUUGAUUUCCUACUGUAGUAUCAAUCCGAUCCUCACCAACCCCAUCUCAAGCACAAGCACACAUACACACUACUCUCUAAAUCUCGCUCUUUGCAUUGCCAUAAUGUGGCCACAUUCAUGUAUGACCUUAGAGGGGCUCGAGAACAAGACAGCAUGAGCAAGAGGAAAAGUGAAAGAAGGAGUGUGGUGACCACAUAGUACUAAUCUGAAGGCACUUCCCAAAACUGUAGCAUUCCAAGUCACCUCUGUAAACCUGCUCUAACAUUAACAACUCAUGUAUGUAAAGUGUAAAUGGCGAGUAGGAGAUAAGCCACUUUCCACCUCCAAAUCUCUUGUCCAUCAUCUACAGUAUGUUGAAGCAUAACAGAUUCGAUCAAUAAGGCUAUUUGCAGCUCUUUCAGUUACUGUCUCUCCCUGUGAAAGCACACCGCUAAGACUGUGCAUUGUACAGUUGGCCCUGCACUUUAUGUCCAUACCCUGACUAUAGGCAGCAAUGAUUUUUUUGUUUAGUUUUUUCUAGUUGUUAAAGUGUAGGUAGAGUAGAACACAACCAUUGACAGAACACAGGUUAGUCUUUUCUCUGAAAGAACAAUCUUGGAGAUGCACAUUGGAAAGUAAGACUCAAUGUAGAUUUGCUGUGCUGUCAUGUUCUUUUUAUUGUAACAGUACUCACAAGAAGUUUGGCAUUACUAGUUUCACACUGGUCAGCAUCACACACAGUUGAUUAUUCUCUAAGGUUAAACUCAGUGAUUAACUUAUUUAUGUUCAGUGUCUACUUGUGAUCAAAAGGCAGCUUUUUCUCUGUUUACAUAUUGCUUCUUGUAUGUGCAGCUGGUGCCCAGCUAGCAUAAAAACUUGUCUGUAAAGUAUUGGCGCUGGAAAUUGUUUACACCUCACAGCUGUGAUACUGACUCUAUACAUUCCUCUAUUAUAUUAUUCCUGUAUAUAUUCAUUAUCUGAAGCCUUAUUUGUUAAGACAGGGGUCAUCCUAAAACAACAUAUCCUUUUAAUAAUCCUAUGAUAAAAAAUAAGUUAAUGCUACCCUGAUUUUUCUUUCUUAAUCCCCUUCAGAAGGAAUACAAAUAAACUGACCAGAACAAAAUCAAAUUGAACUGGGUAUAAUAUAUGACAGGAUGUUCAAAUGAAAUGUUAUUUUCUUAGUUUUCACUUGUUCUCCAGGAUAUAUUUGGUAGGACUUUGUGGCAAAGGCAUAGUUUUUAAUGUUCACAUACUAAUAUUGUAAUAAGGACAGCCUUACUAAUUCUUUAAAUGACGCAGCCAUAUGAACAAAAAGAAAAGAAAAGAAGGUCUUCUGUCAGCCUUCCUUGUGAGAGAGGAGUUUACUUGAAAAUCAAAAUUAUUGCUAUAGUUUCAGAUUGUGGGGAUGUUUUUGUAAAUUUUGAAAAUGUGUGUGCUAAAUGUCUAUUUUUCUGCUGAAAUAGUUUUGUGAACUUUGUUUUUUAAGUUUAAAAAUGUUUACAAAAAAGUAAAAGACUGGGUUCAGGUUCAUUGUAUUUUUUACAAAAUAAUAUAUGAAAGGUGUAUAUUUUGGCAUUGAAUAUUGAAAUUAUCCAGAAAUGUGUCCCGAAUGAUCAUCUCUGAUACUGAUAACAACUUUCUGAUGUGAGGGCUCUCAGGUAUUUGCAAUGGUUGUGUAUUUUUAUGUCCUAAAAUAUGUGAUUUAUUUAUCAAAAAAGAUGCACAGUAAUUGAAAUUCUUUGGUAAUUUCUCAUGACUUAAAUCAGUCCAAUACUGAAUGUGGUGAAGGAAGUUGGAGGUUUGUUCAGCCCUGUUUUCGACAUAAGUUACAUUACAUGAAGACACACUGCUGUGAAGAAUACAAUGUAUAUUUUUAAGGCAUGGGUUUCUCUCUAUUAAAGAAAUAAUUUUA